AUGGAAGAUGACUCUAAAACCAAAAUUGAAAAGUUGGAGUUUAAGAAGCCUGUUCUUAUCGGUCGAAUUGGCAAACUCCCUAAAAAAACAAAACUAGAAACGGAAAAACCAUGUGACGAUAAGACCGAGGUCAAUAAAAAUCUUUCAGAACCCAACCCCAAAAGUUCCUUGCCUCCCGCAGUUCUGUUAAAAGAGCAUUAUACACCGAUACCAUAUAAAGAACCUAAGUGGUCAGGAAUUUGUCCCGAUGGUUCAGAGUAUGCACUUGAAGUACUAAAAUCUGGUUUAAUUGUGGAGAAAAUUGAAUUAACUCAAAAGCCUUUUUACGUUUUUGGGAGGUUAGCCAACUGUGACGUUGUAAUGGCACACCCAACUGUAUCUAGGCAUCAUUGCAUUUUGCAAUAUAAAGCUUUUGCUGAUGAAGGUGAACCUCAAUCUGGCUGGUACCUAUAUGACCUUGACAGCACUCACGGCACAUUCCUCAAUCGUGAACGUUUGAAGGAGAAACAUUAUACCAGGGUCAGAGUUGGUCAUCAGAUCAAGUUUGGAAGCAGCACAAGGACUUACAUAAUGCUUGGACCAGACUUUGAUUGUGAGGGUGAGUCAGAGUUGUCAGUGACGGAAAUAAAACAAAGAGCAUUGAAUAUGAAAUUAGAAAGAGUUAAAAUGAUACAAGAGGCAAAGGAUGCAAUAGAAAAAGAAAGACUGGAGGCAGAAAAGAAGAGAGAAGAACAAGGCAUUGAUUGGGGAAUGGGCGAGGAUGCCGAAGAGGAGCCAGAUCUUGCUGAUAAUCCCUAUGCGUCUACUGCCAAUGAAGAGCUGUACCUUACUGACCCAAAGAAGACCCUUAGAGGAUAUUUUGAAAGAGAAGGCCAUGAGUUGAACUAUGACUGUGAAGAAAGAGGUGUAGGACAGUUUAUCUGCAGAGUGGAGCUACCGAUUGACGACGCACGCGGACGGCCUGUAAUGGCGGAAGUCAUUCAUCGAGGAAAGAAAAAGGAGGCGGUGGUUGCUUGCGCCUUAGAGGCAUGCCGGAUCCUAGACAGGGCUGGCUUGUUGAGACAGUCUAAGCACGAGUCGCGUCGCCGCAAACAGCGCGAUUGGAGCGCGGACGACUACUACGACUCGGACGACGACUCGUACCUGGACCGCACCGGCCACGUGGAGAGGCGGCGCAAGAUGCGGAUGGUGAAACACGGCGCUGCCGACGACGGCGAUAGUAGACCCCUCACGUAUGACGCCCUGCUGGCGCGAAUAGACGAGAUCGAGGGCGAAAUCCGCACCGAGGAGGCGUCGCUGGAGCGUUUGCGGGCGUCCGCCGCGCCGCAAAAACGCGACGUUGAAGACGCGGACGCCUUGGAUGCUUACAUGAGCGAAUUGGCCGCCAAGCCCGCCAUGGCGGUCAAGGCUGACAUUUCGAAGGCCAAGAUGAAGAUACAAAAGCUGAAAGCAGAUUUAAGCAAAACCCAAAGGCUUGCUGAGAUAGCGCGGCCAGCACACGCGCCGCCACUAAUAAAGAAGGACGACAAAAAGAUGUCUAUGAAAGUUGGAACAAACUCGGUUGUUUAUGGGAAGAGGUUAAAACUAAAGGAUGACGGUGAAAAACGGCCUAAAGCACGAAAAGACAUUAAAAAAGAAGAGAGUGAAUUUGUAGAAGAGAUGGAUUCUGAUGAUGAAACCGCAGAAGUCACAAAACGCGAAACAUCCGAGGGCCAUGAGACAAAAAUAAAAGACGAUAUAGAUACGGAGGUCAAAAGCGAAUUUACAGACCAUAAAUCGGAAACGGAUGAAAAACAAAAAGAGAAGUCAAUUGAAAAUGUUGAUGAAUCAAUAAAAGAAGAAAAAGGAGAGAACAAUACGAAAUCAAAACGUGUCUUCGGCCCGAUGCGACCGCCUGAGGACUACGUGGUACCGGAAGGGUACUUUGACCAAGAAACCGAUAGAGAUCUUCCCGAAAUCGAAGAGAAAGAA
Molecule: messenger RNA, 1971 nt
Organism: Iphiclides podalirius (scarce swallowtail)
Lineage: Eukaryota; Metazoa; Arthropoda; Insecta; Lepidoptera; Papilionidae
Source: the annotation of a GenBank genome assembly